This is a messenger RNA of Danaus chrysippus (African queen), 333 nucleotides long. The record is from the annotation of a GenBank genome assembly. Lineage: Eukaryota; Metazoa; Arthropoda; Insecta; Lepidoptera; Nymphalidae.
AUGAUUUCCAUAAUUUCUGGACUGAGCCGUUACUUCGAAUGCGAUGAAGACAGUGACGGUUAUAGUUCCGACGAUGAUUACUCCAAAUACAGCGUUAAAGAAGAGAUCCGGACACCAGAAGACAUAGAUGAUGAGGUAUUUUUGGAUACACCGGAAAACGAUAAUACAUCGACAGAUCUACUCCUGGAUGAAGGAAUACAAGAGGAGACGAUAGAAGAAAUCUCUGAAACCGAUAGAGAUGAUGAUCAGCAGUUGAAAGUUGAAGUGGCCGCGAGCACUACGGCCAUGUUCAACCUCCUUUUGUAUCAUCCUUUUUCGUGUAGCAUUCAAUAA